Molecule: messenger RNA, 759 nt
Organism: Aethalodelphis obliquidens (Pacific white-sided dolphin)
Lineage: Eukaryota; Metazoa; Chordata; Mammalia; Artiodactyla; Delphinidae
Product: atherin-like
Exons: 2
Coding region: 1-759 (252 amino acids)
Source: RefSeq, a predicted model, not a curated record
AUGGGUCUUUGUCAAGGACCUAGAACAGAAGACGGCACUCGUUACAGAAUUAGGAACCGACCCAUUCCCUUAAAGCCUCGCCCCUCAGCCGGUAAGGGCUUCCCCGGUUCUAAUAUCGGGUUUCAUUUCCCUUCGCGGGCGGCGGCGGCGAGGCCCCGCCGGAGGGGAGAGCCCUGCGAGGCGCGUGCCCCGCGCCCCGCGCCUCCUGAGGCGGGCCCGGAGCUCUGUGGGAAGCAGGGACGCGCCGUCCCGCCGCUGGGCGGGGCCACCUCUCCCGCCCCGCCGCUGCUGCGCGGCCGCGGGGAAACCCGCCAGCGCCGCGCCGGCUUCCCACCCGCGCCCCAGCCCCCGCCGCGCAGCCUCGAGCGGGGCCACGUGGCGGCCCGGCCCGCGCCUCCCUCCCCGCCCAGGACUCACGGCGCCGGAGCUGUCGGGCCGGCUAGCUCCUGCCUCGCCGACUCCCGCCCAGCUCGGUCGCGGCCGGCCGGCCCGCGAUCCCUAUGGGAACCGCCCCCCGCUCUGGCCUGGCCAGGGCGGGGCCGCAGCGCCCCGGCCUCCCUCCCGGACCCGGUCGCCGUCCUUGCUGCGGCGAAAGGCCCUGGGGGGCUGCCUCGGAGCCCGGGAGAAGCUGUUCUGGACGUGGGCCCGGGUCCCUGCACGUCCCUCUGCCGGGGAGAGGAGGCCUGCAAGAUUGCAAACUCCAGCAGGUCGUGGAAGAUGCAGCUCUGGCAGAGUCUGCCGGGAAGACGCCUGCGCUAG